AUGGAAACUCAAAAGGUGCAGAAAAACCAGUGUGACAUGAAAACAGAUCUGAACUUACUGCUUGAAUGCCUUAAAUAUCAGAUGGACUGCCCUGCGUCUCAGAAAGAGGCUUUGAUCACUAUUUAUUCAAUUUGUCAACAAAACAGUGAAGCAAGCGAAUAUUUUCGAGAAAUUGGUGGUUUGAUGUUUAUAAAUGAUCUUGCAAAGUCAAGUGUUCACCGCAUAGUAAAGGAAGCGGCUUUAUUUACAUUAGGAAUUAUAAUAGAGAGUAAUGUUUAUUGUCAACAAACUUUGUGUACUUCUGCAUUGUUUGAAGACCUCAUUUUAUUUUUAAUUAAUAAGGAUUCUGGUGUGAACUUGAAAAGAAUGUCUGUUUAUGUCAUCUUAGUACUGGUUUCGAAUAAUAAAAGUGGGCAAACCUAUGUCAGAGAUACAGGCUGCAUUGGUCUUCUGCUACAGUUAUUCAGAACAACUCUUUCCAUAUCUGAGAUGAAUCUGUCAGAUGAAAAUACUAAUCAGUGCUACCAGCUGUGGUCUUCAGUCUGCAGUACUCUCUGUGCCUGUGUUAACAAUCCUCAGAAUGAAGAUAAUCAAAACAUUUGCUGUUCAGUUUUUCCAUAUGCCAAAGAGUGGCUUGAAAGUUGCACAGAGCCUGAGAUAGUUCGUCCUAUUUGUUCAUUUGUUGGUCUCACAGUUGCAAAUAACUCAUAUGUGCAGAAAUAUUUUGUUUCUGUUGGAGGAUUGGAUACAUUAGCUCAAGUUCUUAUCAAGCUUAUGCAUGAUUCUUGUAUGAGUCACUCAAGCACAAAACUUGCAGUAGUAGUAACAAAGACCUUGGAUGCCUGCAUUGCUAAUGACUCUGCCAUGGGUGUUGUCUUGACAAAGUAUCACACUGUGUCAGAGCUACUGAAGCUGCUGUCUAAUGACACUCUGGAUACAGGAGAAAAAAUCAGUAUUAUUCUAACAAUUGGACACUGUACUGAAGUUUGUGAAGAAAACCAGUGUGAACUGCUUCAGAGCAAUGGUCUUCCACUUAUGAUUCAGGUAUUAACUGAGUCUCAGGAUGAGGAACUAAACAAAGCUGCUACUUUUGUGCUGCAAAACUGCAAACAAAUGACUGAACAGUUGUCCCUGAAAAUAAAUGAUAAUUCAUUGAACGUAAACAAUGCAGAAGAGUUGGAGGUGCAAGUCAGAAAAAGAAGUCUACAAGACUACUGGAAGAAAGCAAAAGAAAUUUUACACAGAAUAAACUUGAUUGAAAAAGAACAUGAUGAGGAAAGAGUGCAAGGAAGAGUAUUUGUAGACAGAUCUUCAGAAGCCAAUAUUGAAGCAUCAAAAUACCAUGAAGUGAAUCCUGCUGAUCCAAAAACUUCUAUCAAAAGAGCACAUAAAGAAAUACAUUGUCCACGGUUGACCUCUAAGUUGGAUGAUCAGGUUCUUGCUCCAUCUGUAAAUUCUUCUCCACUGAAAAAUGAAAUAGUGAACACUAUGGAUCCAGUAAAUGCUUCUACUAGACAAAGUGGACAGACUAAUAUUCCAUGUUCAGUUAAUGAACUGCAAACAGACAGUGUACUUCAAAGUCACAGUAUAAAUGAAAAAACUGCUUGUGUAAAAAAUCAGUCUGUUCUUCAAGUAAGUGAACACUUAUUUAAACAACCAGCAGCGAUUGUUAAAAAUAUGAAACAAACAUGCACAUCAGAUCAACAUUCAUUCUACUCAGAGAUAACCAAGGAAGAAAAAAGUACUUCACCUACAUCUGUAUCCCAUAAAAUGGCAAAUUUAAGGUGUUUAGGCUGUACAGCAGGAGGACUGUCUGUCAAUAGUAAAACCUUUACUAAGAUGUUGCAAAAUUGUCCAUACCAGUGUGACCGUCACAAAGUCAUUCUGGAAGCUGAAGAAAGAUAUAAAAAGGAACUUUGCAAAUCAGCUGUUUGUAACAACAGUAGAUAUGCAACUAAUGAGAGUAUUCUUUUGACUCCAAUUAGAAAAAACAAAUCUGACACUUCAAAUAGAGACGAACAUAGUAAAAAUACUAGGUUGACUGAUGACUAUAACUUGAUACCUACGUAUGAAAAGUCUUUCCAAAAAACCCAAGACGCUAACUCGAAGAGACAAAGAAUCAAAGAAAUGUGCAACCAGCAAUGUCAGCGCUUAAAAGAAAAUUGCAUAUAUUCACUUGACAAAGAUGAGAACAAUAAAAUAUGUUCCUUGGACAUGAACACAAGAAGUUUAAACAAGAGAAGAAGAACCCGAAAAGAUUUCACGACUGAAGAAAUUAACUGUCUUUUGAGUGGAGUAAAAAAAAUGGGUAAUCACUGGAAUUUAAUUUUGUGGUCUUAUCCAUUUCAGAAAGGACGGACAAGUGUUGAUCUUUCCAAGAAAUACUACAGGUUACAGUUGCAAAGGCAAGAAAAAAACAAAGAUCAUCAAUAACAUCUUUCAAGAGUAUUUUGGAUUUUGG
Aptenodytes forsteri (emperor penguin) is the source of this 2461-nucleotide messenger RNA. It is a transcript of the gene TERB1, whose product is annotated as telomere repeat binding bouquet formation protein 1. The record is from RefSeq and is a predicted model, not a curated record. Gene Ontology annotation, biological process: homologous chromosome pairing at meiosis; meiotic attachment of telomere to nuclear envelope. Lineage: Eukaryota; Metazoa; Chordata; Aves; Sphenisciformes; Spheniscidae. The transcript has 19 exons. The coding region runs from base 1 to 2433 and encodes 810 amino acids.